UUUGACUAAAUGCUUUUUACAUUUCUAUACAAUAUUCUUUUCGCUUAAUUUUUUUUUUUUUUUUUGAACGGAUGUACCAUAUCCGCCUCCAUAAACUACUGAUUGAAAUUGAGAGCCAACCCAAUUCUCGGAUCAAAUUCUAGUUGGUUUCACUUUAGACAACUCACUUUGCACAUCACCAAAACACCGAUUCAUCCAUAUCACCCAACAAAGCCACAAAAAUAGCAAGUCCAUCCCACACAAUCAGCCCAUCCAACAACAACAACAAUAUUCCCUCUUUCCAUUUUCCACCCUUUGUUUUCUUCUUUCUCUCAACUUCUCCACCUUUCGCUCUCCUCCAAAAUGUCAACCAAACCCUUACCCACCUCCACCACCCCAAACUACGGCACAAUCCCCACCACCACCACCACCACCACCACCCCCUCCACCUCCAUCGACACCUUCAUCACCCGCGCCACCCACCACACCCAAACCCUAAUCUCCCACCGCCGUCCAUGGCGCGAACUCCUCUCUCUCUCCUCCCUCUCCCUCCCCACCUCCUACUCCGCCGCCAUGUCUCGCCUCCGCCGCAACCUUAACUACUUCCGCUUCAAUUACUCCCUCAUCAUCCUCUCCAUCCUCUUCCUCAGCCUUCUUUGGCACCCCAUCUCCAUGAUCGUCUUCCUAGCUGUUUUCGUUCUCUGGCUUUUCCUCUAUCUUUCGAGAGACGACCCAAUCGUUGUUUUCCAUCGUUCGAUAGAUGAUCGAUUUGUUCUUCUUGGGCUCACCAUUGUUACGAUUCUCGCAUUGGUUUUUACCCAGGUUGGAUUGAAUGUGUUGGUUUCGCUUGUGAUUGGGUUUUUUGUUGUUGGAUUACAUGCUGCGUUUCGAAGUGUUGAUGAUUUGUUUCUGGAUGAAGAUGAUGUUGCUGAUGGUAAUGGGUUAACUGGGUUUGUUCCUGGUUUUGAAGGUCAGCCUUUGAGACCUACUUACGCCAGAGUUUGAUUUUUUUUUUUUUUUUUUUUUUUUUUUUUGGGAAAUUGUAAAUUUGAUACGUGUAAAAGGAUGUUAAUGAGCUGAGACGAGCCGAACUCGAGCUUGGGUUGCUCAGGUCGGGUCGGGUUUUUAACACUUUCAUUCGAACUCGAGCCGAGUCUGAAUGGGAUCGAAUUGCUUUGGUUUGUGUUUGGGUUAGUUUUUUUUAAUUGUAGUGUGAUGGUUGAAAAUGGCAAGUUUUUCUUACGAAGUUGUACAUUGGAAAUUUGUCAGCAAUUAAAAAAAAGUUCAAUUUCAGCUAUGUUGACAUUGCAUUAUUAUAUGUUGAUGUUGAUUGCAUAAAAAACAUCUUGAUGGUGAAGUAUGGCAAUUAAUUUAAUUGCGGUUAAACCAUCCCUAAUUAUGUGAUAUGUUGAUAUCUUAUCCAAAUACGUAAUUUGUAUUGGUUUAUUAGCGAGGAUACGUAAUUUGUAUUGGUUUAUUAGCGAGGAUAAUAUUAUCCUAAAUUCUGUUGUUAUGUUUUUACUUCGUAAUAGAUAAGAGCCAUCAUUGUCAUUGAGGUUGCAAAAGGUACUGCUUCAAUGAUAAUGAAAUAACUCAAUAAGUGAUGCUAAAAGCAGCUAACUUGCCUAUUAAGAUCUUUUAAGACUAUGCACUAAUAAUUUUUUUUAUUUUGUACGGUAGGAAAAUUUAACAGGAAUAAUCCAACCUUCGUUCCGUUCUCCCAUAUUAAUCCAAUUUUUCGAUUAUUCCGCAUUAAUCCAAUCUUUGCCCCCCAUUUUCUCCCAGCAACCCUUACAGGUCAUCUACCGGUACAACCGGUUAUAAGUGCUACGUGGCACUUCCUAAUUGGUUUUUCUUUUUUUUUAAUUUACUUUUUUUUUAUUUUAAUAUGUAAAUAAAAAAAAAACCACCUUCUUUCUUCUUUCUCUCUCUUCCAUCACCAAAUUCACCACCAUAGCAAUCUAUCUAGAAAUUUGCUCCACCUCCGGUCGCCACCCUUGACCACCUUACACCAAAAACAACCACCACUAACACCAAAUCAGCCACCACCUACCGCACCUCAACCACCUGAUUUAAACCCCCCUCCACCCCGUCCCCACCACUAGAACCGCCCCUUCCAUUUUCGACCACCACUGCCCACCCCACCCUAAGCUACCCCCACAGCCCGAAACUACCACAAAACCCCACCACCACCAGCCACCACCACUACCCCAAGACCCUAAUUUCGUCAGCCACCCUAUAACCCACCCAAGCACCCCGAAACCACCCCUUAUCCUUCCCAGACCCCGAUUCCCUUCCCUAGCCCCCGAUAAUCGCCCCCUCCCCUUCCCAUGCAUCGGAGUGUGAAGCUGCGGUUUGCGGAGCUGUGGCCGGUGCUAGGUGCGGAGGUCGGGAUUUGGUGCGGUGGUGUUGUUGGGUGCUGUUGCGGUGGAAAGAGAAGGCAAACAGGGGAGUUAGGUGUGUGGUGUGGUUGGUUUGUGACUGGAGGAGGAGAUACGUGCGGUGGUGCAGGGGAUGGUUGUGGUGGUUUGUGGGCUGCUGUGAAUUGAUGUGGCAAAGGUGAGAGGUGCGGGGCUGUAUUGAUGUGGCAAAAGUGAGAGAAAUAAGAAACAGCAGGGGUGGGGUUUUUUUUUUAUUUUUUUAAAAACUUUUUUUACUACCCAAUUUUUUUUUAAAAAAACAAGUAAAUUAAAAAAAUAAAAAUAAAAAACCAAUCAUGAAGUGCCACGUCAUCAUAAAAACCGGUUGAAACCGGUUGUUAACCUACAAGGGUUGCUGGGAGAAAAUGGGGAGCAAAGGUUGGAUUAAUGCGGAAUAAUCGAAAGGUUGGAUUAAUAUGGGAGAACGGAGCAAAGGUUGGAUUAUUCCCGUUAAAUUUUCCU
This is a messenger RNA of Chenopodium quinoa (quinoa), 2861 nucleotides long. Its product is annotated as PRA1 family protein E-like. The record is from RefSeq and is a predicted model, not a curated record. The transcript has a single exon. Bases 343 to 984 code for a protein of 213 amino acids. NCBI's taxonomy places the organism in Eukaryota, Viridiplantae, Streptophyta, Magnoliopsida, Caryophyllales, Amaranthaceae. Gene Ontology annotation, cellular component: endoplasmic reticulum; Golgi apparatus. Gene Ontology annotation, biological process: vesicle-mediated transport.